UCUGCAGAUUUUUCUCCAACCCAGUUCCCGUAUAGUAUAUUUGUUGAACAGCCAAAUCCAGAGAUCUAUUCCUUUAGAGGAUAUCUAGAGAAGGGCCAGGAGAAGAUUCUUCUCAACAACUCCAAUCUUCUACUGAGGGGAUGUGUCAUCAGAAACACAGACUUUGUCGAAGGAAUGGUGGUGUAUGCAGGCUCUGAGACGAAGGCCAUACAGAACAACAAGGGUCCUCGCUACAAGAUCAGCAGGCUGGAGUCACAGAUUAACCGGGAUGUUAUCUGGUGCAUUAUCUUGCUUCUUUUUCUUUGUUUCUUCUGUGCGAUUGGCAGCGGUAUCUGGCUGGCUGACUACGACAUAACAGAUAGUAACAACAACCGUGUGCCUUUUGUUGCUUUUGAUGAUGAUGAGCAGAUGAGUCCAGUUUACCAGGCAUUUCUUGUAUUCUGGACAUACAUCAUCAUCUUCCAGAUUGAAUAUGUCUUCUCCGACAAGACAGGAACACUGACGGAGAACAAGAUGGAGUUCAAGUGCUGUACUGUUGGCGGGGUCAACUAUCCACAUGUGACAGUGCCAGAUGCAGAUGAUAGUCGCAGCGAUUAUGAUAGCAGACGUUCUUUUGCAAGCUUGAGCAGAACUAGUUGUGUUAUAGAUGACCUAUCCUUAGAACCAGCUUUGGAGAGAGAACUGCACUUCAUGAGUCUGCGGACUUUGGACAGUGUUCCGUUGUUGGUGCCACCUCAUGUGCAUCAGGUCCAGGAGUUCUUUCUGCUCCUGGCAGUCUGCAACACAGUGGUUGUCUCCCGCCACAAGCAUGCUGAUGUUAUGGAUGAGAGUGGAAAGAUUGACGACAGCUACUUCAAAAAAGUCAAACGCCUGUACACACCCAGAACACCACUGCGAGAUGCACAGAGAAAACAUUUGCCUGGAAAUCUCAAUCAUGAGAGAUCUAGGUCUCAUUUGUCCUUGACUUCAGAGUCAAGCUACUCAGGAACUUCAUUGCAGUCUGAAGAAAUGCAUUAUGAGGCUGAAAGUCCCGAUGAGCUGGCCCUUGUGAGAGCGGCCAGCACUUAUGGUUGCAAGCUGAUAAACAGAAAUCCUACAAAAGUCAAGGUUAAGUUACCAGAUGAGAUGGAUGAGGCUGAGUUUGAGAUUUUGAAGAUUCUCCACUUUGAUGCUACCCGCAAGCGAAUGUCGGUGAUUGUGAGGCACCCAUCUUCUAAGAAGAUCACUAUGUUUGUGAAGGGAGCUGACUCGUGUAUCUUCAAUGUUUUACAUCCACGAUACAGAGAAGAUAAACAGUUUGUUGAAGAGCUGCGGAGCACACAGUGUCACCUUGAUGGUUAUGCCAGAAUGGGACUUCGUACAUUAUGCAUGGCAAAGAAGUCACUAAGUGAGAAGGAAUUCAAGGAAUGGAUAAUUGGGCACAGAGAGGCAGAAUUAUCCAUAGAACACACAGAGGCACUCUUACUGGAAUCUGCAUGUAGAAUAGAGCAGAACUUAGACCUGCUUGGUGCCACAGGCAUUGAAGACAAGUUGCAGGAAGGUGUGCCAGAGACAAUAUCUCGACUCCAAGAGGCUGGGAUGAAAGUCUGGGUCCUGACUGGGGACAAGCAGGAAACAGCCAUCCAGAUAGCAUAUGCAGCCCACCUGUUCUCACAAGAUGAAAUCCAGGAACCACUUAUCAUCAAUGCAGACAGCAUAGAAGCCACAAGAAGUGAGCUGCAGAGAGCCAAAGACAAAAUGCUGGCAGAUAUUCAACAAGACAUGACCGAGAGCAACAGAACGGGAUCACAGGUUUCGCUGUUCACAAGAUCCAUUUCAUCCCUGUAUUCAUUGACGGAAGAGAGAGAGCGUCGGAAGUUCGCCUUGGUUAUUGAUGGCACCACUUUAGCAUUUGCAACCAGUUCAGAUCUGCAACAUUUAUUCCUCAGUGUUUGCAAGCACUGCCAAUCUGUUGUCUGCUGUCGGGCAACUCCCAUUCAAAAGGCCACAGUUGUAAAACUAGUUCAAGACAACUUGAAGAAAAUGACACUGGCUAUUGGCGAUGGAGCCAAUGAUGUCAGCAUGAUACAAACAGCUGAUAUUGGAGUCGGAAUCUCAGGUCAUGAGGGUAUGCAAGCAGUGAUGGCGUCAGAUUUUUCCAUUGCCAAGUUCAAGUUUCUGGAGAGGCUCCUUCUUGUUCAUGGACAUUGGAACCAUGACCGCCUGGCCAAGUUUGCGGCAUUGAUGUUCUACAAAAGCUUGCUAUCAGUGCUGGUGCUCUUUUGGUUUCAAAUCUUCAGCGGGUUCUCUGGCUCUCUGAUGAUUGACAGUCUCUACCUGACAAUGCAGCAUGUCAUUUUCACCGCAGCCCCGCCCUUAGCCAAUGGCAUCUUCGACAAAGAUCUGAAUGCUCAUACCUUACUGGAGUUCCCUGGUCUCUACAGACCUGGCCAGAGAGGGGAGAUGUACACCCAGUGGACCUUCCUGGUGGUGACAGUGGAUGUUAUCUAUCAGAGCCUUAUUAUUUACUUCAUUCCUCACUUGGCAUAUGCAAAUGACAGUGUUGGGCUAUGGGAAUUUGGGACCACAAUAGAUGUGGCCAUGAUCCUCAGUAUACUGCUGCAGUUCUGUAUAGAGACCAGAUCUUGGGUGUGGUUACAGUUUGGAGCCAUAGUUCUCAGCUUCACCAUCUUCUGGAACUUCCUUCUCAUCAGCAACGCCAUCUUUUUCACAUUUGACCAUCCGUCAAACCCAUACUGGGUCAUGGAGAACACCAUCGCGUCUGCUUCACAUUCAGCUAUUGUUAUCAUCACCUGCUUUAUUGCUUUGUUGCCUCGACUGCUGUGGAGGAUCCUGCAGAUAACAGUCUUCCCCGAUGACAUCUGCAAGGCUCGACGACUGGAAAAGUUUCAAGAUCAGGCUGAUAUGUUGACACCAGAAUCCACUGAAGGUCUUAGAAGUGAUGAUAAUUCUAAAGGGGGUAUUGGAGCAAAGGUUUUGAUUUCACAUUCUGUGUCGGAUGGGGAGCUGUUUUAUAAGAAUGGCUUGGCAGAGCGGAUGUGGUCUGAGCAAGAUUAUCAUCAAGAUGGGUUGGCUCAGACACAGAUUGAUAGACAUCAACAGGGGGAUAUGGAUGCUUGGGAGGAAGAUGGGAAAUCCGUGGCCUCAUCAGUGUUUUGUGAGAUGUCCUUCGAUGAGUUGGAGGGGAUGAAGAGUAAAGCCAUCAGUGUCAACAAAAAUGUUUGUUAA
This is a messenger RNA of Candidula unifasciata, 3228 nucleotides long. Lineage: Eukaryota; Metazoa; Mollusca; Gastropoda; Stylommatophora; Geomitridae. The record is from the annotation of a GenBank genome assembly.